Orbicella faveolata is the source of this 3028-nucleotide messenger RNA. RefSeq names its product adhesion G protein-coupled receptor L1-like. Gene Ontology annotation, molecular function: G protein-coupled receptor activity. Gene Ontology annotation, biological process: G protein-coupled receptor signaling pathway; cell surface receptor signaling pathway. The record is from RefSeq and is a predicted model, not a curated record. NCBI's taxonomy places the organism in Eukaryota, Metazoa, Cnidaria, Anthozoa, Scleractinia, Merulinidae. Gene Ontology annotation, cellular component: plasma membrane.
AGUAGUUAUAUAGGAUAUCACUUAUACUAGACGCUUCCAAUGAAAUCGAGGUUAAGAUAUUGUCAAGCCGGUGUGUCUGUCGCAGGAGAGCCAUGACGUAAUUGAACCAUAACACUGUCGAACAAAGGCCUGGUCGAGAUUGAUUUUACACUCGAACGAACAAUGUGAAUGAACUUUCCCACAUGUCUCGUGAGGUGAAUUCAUUAAAACCACAGUGGUUUUGAGAAGAAAACACAUUUAAAAGCAGUUAGUUUGUCCGGGUGGCGUCAACGUUCACUGUGUAAAACAGCAGCAGAAAUAAGGGUCACUUUUCGUAAAUGACAGGAUAAAUAAUGAUAAAUAUAGAAGCAAACAGGAACACAUCCAGUCUUAACGAUGAAUCUAUUGCUGAUUGGAUAAAUCAAGUGAGAUAAGUUCAUUAACACAUGGUGAUUUUCGCACUGGAAGCAGGGAUCUACAAUGUGGGCACUGUAUGGACUUGCAAUCGUCUCACAUCUAGCCAGCUGUGUGGAGGCUAACGAGUAUUACAUACAUAACCAAAAAAUACAUUUCUGGGCUGAAGCUCUGGAGCACUGCAAAGGGAAUGGUUCGAUUUUGGCCGUGCUCGAUACUCAGGACAAACUUGAUGAGCUGUCAAGACGUCUUACAUCACAAGGAUAUAAGAAUUCGGCCCAGUUUUGGAUUGGACUUGUCUUCAAUGCAUCCAGUCGACAUUUCAUAUGGAGUUCAGGGGCUACUGUCAAUGCAACCUCUAUCAAUACUACUUGCGAUAUCAUUCAGAAUAAACGGAGUUUCUAUGGCGAGAACUGGUGUUUUCUGCUUAAGCAUGUCAAGUCCAAGUCACAGUGUUUUAAGAGAAAAGCUUGUGACAAAAGACUACACCCCGGUGCUGGUUACAUUUGUCAGCCGUCUACCCAAAAAGCUACAACCCUGACACUGACUCCUUCUGCGUCGGCAACGCAUAUGAAUUCUCGUAGCAGCGAGAUUUUUGCUGCUGCUACGACAGAUAACCCAAGUUCAAGUACCUCUGAAGAUGGGCAACAUAUGGCGACUUCUGUAGCCUCAUCUUCUAGCAUUAACACAGACACUGGGAUUCCUGUCUCUAGCACACGACCAAGAAGGGACGAAACAACGGUAUUUGAAGUUGAAACUAUCAUGGCGACUUCUACAUCUACAUCUUCAAGUGUUAGAGCAACCACCCAUAAUGAACCGAAUUCUGAGAUUUCGCUGAACACGGAGAAUUCACUAAAUUCUGCGGCGAAUCCGCUGUUAGAGUUUUCUAAUUUCAUGAAUGCUCUAGAUCCGAAAGAUCCAUUGUCAUUAAAGGUUGCCACAGACGCCUUUGAAGUGCUCGCAACUUCUGUACAAUCAACGAGCAAACUACGGAAUGGCGUCAACUUAAUUCAGUCCACUCAAACCAUCGAAGAGUUUGCAUUUCAGUACGCGUCUUUCAAUUUGAAUGCAUCAAACAGUGAGGAGAGAAAGGAAAACAAACAUAUUGUCUUACAAGUGUCGUUGCUGCCAAAGGGUUAUACCAGAAAGUUUUCAUUUACUGGACAGGAAGGUACCGAGGAGGUAGCGAGGAUAACUUUGCCACCGUAUUUGUUUCAAGAACAGGCAUUUCAGUACGCGUCUUUCAAUUUGAAUGCAUCAAACAGUGAGGAGAGAAAGGAAAACAAACAUAUUGUCUUACAAGUGUCGUUGCUGCCAAAGGGUUAUACCAGAAAGUUUUCAUUUACUGGACAGGAAGGUACCGAGGAGGUAGCGAGGAUAACUUUGCCACCGUAUUUGUUUCAAGAACAGGAUAGUGUAGUAGUCAACGCACUGUAUCGAGAUCUCCACAAAAUGGCUGCCAACCCGGAAUCUAGGAACAGCAAAAUUGAUUCCAUGAUCCUGGGAAGUGAUGUUAGACCAUCUAAACGAGAAAUUUUUACAGAAAAUGUGACAAUAAUUCUUCGUAUUCUGGAGGAAUAUGAAAGCAGAGGAAGAGAAAAGUGCGUUUUCUGGAAGUGGAAUUUUUCAUACCCAGCAAAUGGAAGUUGGUCUGGCGAUGGCUGUUCCUUGGUGGAGUCAAAUGAAAGUCACGUGGUCUGCACGUGCAAUCAUUUGACGAAUUUCGCCAUUCUUAUGAACAUCAAACAGCACAAGUUUUCAGACAAACACAAGCAAGCCUUAUGCUAUAUGACUUACAUUGGUCUAGGGAUUUCGUUACUUGGAGAGACUAUUACUAUUAUUGCGUACCUGUUACUAAUAUGUUCAAGUCCCGACCAACAAAGCCAUCUUCACAUAAACCUUGUCGCCACACUGGCGAUGGCACAGAUCAUAUUUUUGACGGGAAUCAACGCUACACAUAAUCAGGUUCUUUGCCUAACUGUUGCAGCUCUCAUCCAUUACUUUUAUCUCUCAUCAUUCUGUUGGAUGCUGAUGGAAGGCAUUAUGCUUUAUCUGUUAAUCAUUGAAGUCUACAACACUGAACUCAAGCUACCUUUGUGUUACGGCUUUUCACUUGGAUUGCCAGGUCUUGUUGUAGGAGGAACAUUGAUAAUUGCACACUUGCGAAGCGAGGGAAUACAUCAAUAUACAGCCAGCAGUUGGUGCUGGCUGUCAACAGAAAGGUAUUACAUAUGGUCUUUUGCCGGACCAGUCAUAAUAAUAUCUGCUGUAAACGUGGUGGUAUUUUGUAUUGUUGUGAAGGAAAUGGUAAACAUGACCAGCAUGCAGUCAAGUAAACUGAACAAGGUCAAAGCAGCAGUUAAAGCCUGCAUUGUCUUGUUUCCUUUACUGGGGAUUACAUGGCUAUUUGGUUUGCUGAGUAUGGCAAGAGCUGGUGUCGUGUCCCAGUAUGUCUUCACUGUACUCAACUCCUUACAGGUGCGCAAGUACAUUACAUGUACCUAUUUUAGAACAGGUGCAAGGUAUAUACCGUAAGGUGACUGUCGUUUUAUUCCCCCUUUCCUUAUAGCCCAGGCGCAAAAUUUGGAGCAAAAAGAUAGAGAAAAAAGUUAAUAGCAAAUAGCGCAUGGUACGG